Messenger RNA from Mercenaria mercenaria, 2392 nucleotides. RefSeq lists its product as uncharacterized. The record is from RefSeq and is a predicted model, not a curated record. The coding region runs from base 42 to 659 and encodes 205 amino acids. Gene Ontology annotation, molecular function: protein binding. The transcript has 2 exons. NCBI's taxonomy places the organism in Eukaryota, Metazoa, Mollusca, Bivalvia, Venerida, Veneridae.
UUACAUUUUACAUUUAGCUGAUAUAAAACAAAGACACAAUAAUGGUUCUCAAAAUUAUAGUUUUAUUAUAUGUAUUCUGUUUUGGUGCAAAAGGCGUGUAUAGUCUUGUACUAGACCAGCAGACGGACCCAAACGUCCUUCAACUUCUUGUUAAACUGGAGGCUGACUUUAACAACAUGAAAUCUAAGAUGGAGGAAUUGGAAGAAUCGUGUACAUGUGCCGCACCUUCUCAUCAGCUGACACAAUCGUUCAUGGCUACGUUGGGCCACACAUUUACAUGCGCCGUAAACCAAGCGGUCAUAUUUGAUACUGUCAAACUGAACCAAGGCACUGGCUACGAUAACAGGCACGGUGUGUUCCGUGCAGCAAAAAAUGGAACGUACCACUUUGGUGCUACUUUUACUGUAGCACCACAGACAGAUUUCCGCGUUGCUUUUGUUAAAAACUUUGCAUCUAACCACAUAGGAUAUUUAUUUGGAGGCGUUGGACACAGUUUCUGGCAAGAGACCAGCACUUCAAUUGUUACCCAUCUAAAUGCUGGCGACGAUGUAUGGCUGUCUUGCCUGAGCCCAAGUACGUUACAAGGGGAUUCAGACACGGUAAACGACUAUCACACGUAUCACUCGCAUUUUUCCGGAUUUAUGGUUGCUGAACCUUAACCGUUGGCAAGUUUUCUUUGAAAUAUGGACAAAAGUAUUUCACCAAUAUCGAAAAAACGUGUACAAAAAUGUGUUUUAUUUUCUGAUUUAUUACGGACCAUUUUCCCAACCAUAUUAGCAAUGGAUUCAUGUUGACGCCAUUCGUAACUUAGUUCUUAGUAGUUAUGUUUUCAUUGUAAAAUGCUGUCGAGAUAGUUUCAACUUUAGUUAUCCACACAAGUAAUCAGUCCUUCCACAUAAUAGGCGUACACUAUGUACAAAAUAUGUACAUGUGUUUCACUGUAUUUUAUUCGCUAGUUCGCAUGGACAACUUCUUCAUUGUUUUGCAAGUUUAUCCUAAAGAAUGGUAGCAAAACUUCUGGAAUUCCGAAGAAAUCUUGGAAUGUCACUACAUUGUACUUAAAAAAUGAAAAGAACAAUUUUGAUGCUAAACCUUAACGUUGCUACGUUUUUAAUAAUAUGUAACAGUAUUCAAACUCACGGCUUCGAAGUUGGUAAGUGCAAUGACUUUGAAUGAAUUGUCAAAACAGUGAGACUUUUGAACCUUACUCUUGGCGUCGAGCGGAACUUGCGAAUAUUCGUGGUAUCUAGAGUUGGUGCACCACCGUCCUUCCCCACAGGCUGAAACACGCAUGCCACCAUAUGACCUAAAAUUGUUGACUCAAGUCAAGUAGUAUUUAUUGUUUUCUCAUUAGGUUUAAUAUUUUUAAAGUGGAUAUAAUUACUUACUUCCAUUUUCAUAUUUUUUUGUAAUGGUAAUGUUCACUGAUUAAUGAAAUGUAACUCCUCCAUUCUGCACAACACUAUCGUAUAGUAUGUCUGAAUGCAUACCUGGCUGUAUCAUUUUGUAAGGCCAAGUUGACUUGUAUCUUUUGUAGUUUCAAACAAUACCUUCUUGUGUCAGACAUUUAAAGUACAAUUCCCUUUAAGGGUCCGAAAUGUUUAUUUAUAAUUUGAUCAUUGCAUCGUCGCUUAAAAGCUUUUUAUAAAUCGAUACGACACAUCAACAGUUCUUUCCUGCUAAACUGCAAGUUUUAUAAUUUCAGUAUUUUUUCCUGUCGCAAACAAACAGUUCCAUUGACUUGAUUACUUGCCCACAUGUUAUAACUGGACAAUUUUGAAACAAAGCUUUGUAAAAAUCGAAGCGAGCGCUUAUAACUGUGUCAGUACAAGAUUAAAGACAGUGCUCUGGAAUUAGCUAUAUACCUGUCCGGGGGAAAUGCAACAAACUGAUAAUAUUUGGCGAAUAAGGGCUAAUGGUGGGAUUUUCAAACUGGCAUAUCUUGCAUUUACUGCAUUGAUAGAUCUCCCCGAACUUUGACUCAGUGUCAUUAUAUUUUCUGGUUCUUUUGGGAUCAAAUAGUCCAUUUAAUGUAUCAUCUAUAAUAGAAUGUCCCGGAAGCCGGUGCCGUGGUGGGGGAUACACAUAUUGUUACUUAUUGUGAACAGACUCUGAUAUUAUUUUGCUCAGUUGCAUUCUAUGCCUUCGUAAAAAUUCUCAGUCUAUCAGUAUUAGAUCUUAUUCAUAAAAUGAAAAUUAGUAGACUUCGGUGGCACAUAUAGGUGACAUGCACUACUCUUUUUUGAAUUGCAAUUCUCCUUUUUACGUCGUUCCCACGAAAUACAAACUCGAAGGAAUGACUUAGUAUGUCAUGGUAACGGGAUACAAAGUCGUGGAACGACAUAAAAAAGGGAAGUGAAAUUUAGAAAAGUACUGCAUUGAAAAAAGUAGU